CCAGGGUGAAAGCGACAAGAAAGAUACGGAGACAUUUCCAGUGAUUUUGAAUGGCUUUCUUCCUUUUUCAUUCGAGGAUAGCAAGCUUGACGGCACUUCCGGGUAUAAAAGCUAGAAUUUUUCCUGAUUUGAGAACAAAAUGUGUACUUAUUAGAACAAUAGUGACGAAAACUAAAGGCAAUUCAAGCACGCUCUUAGUUGGUUGGCGGCCUCCAUGGAACCCGAAAUUACUUUCAAACGUGAAAGGGUUUUCCUCAAAAUCCUCAAGUAUAAAAUCAAGAAUGUUAAAAGGGUUUAGAUACUUGUGCUUGGCUGGUGGUGUAGUAUUUUGGUCGUGCGUUGCUGUUUCCUUGACGUUAAGUGCGACCGGUUUGUUAACAUUUGGGAUCGAAGAGGAGACAGUAGAAGUAAAGCACUCGAACCCGCAUAUGGCAAAACACAUAGCGUCCAUGUUUCAGUUAUGUGACGAUCCCGAAGACUUAUCAGAUUCCUUGGCUCUUAUGGAAGAGAAAAGAGAUGAAUACGCCUUGAAGAGAGCAGCUUAUAACUCGACCUGGAAAAGGCUGUCCAAUGAGGAGGGCUUCCGAACAAAGUUUGGAGAGGAGGUGCUUGUGAUAGGGUAUAACCGCCAGGAAAUCUCUCUAAUUGAAGCACGUGACGGAACAGAAAAAGGCAAUAUUCAUAGAAAUGAAGACAAAUGGAAAGUGUGUGUUUUCAUUGUUGGCUCAAAAUUAUCUGGUCUGGUGACGAUGGAAUUUCAUAAAGUGACAAAGGGUGAAAUCAAGUGGAUCCCUGUGUCACUUUCGGUGGAAGAAAUUCCGAGAUCAGGAAUUAAGAUUUGUGAUAUAUCUGCUCCCCUUCCAAAUGGUGUCUCAAAAUUUACCCGAUUCAUGAAUGACGACUAGUGACUCCUAUUUCUCUGUAUUUUUUUUUGACAGACUGCAGGUUAGGAAAGGGAUAAUGGACAAAAAAAACAUGUGAACAAUGGUGCUGGAGUUUAUUUUGAUAACUCCCUGGUGGGGUCCAAUCUUUUGUUUUUGUGUUCACAUGGCCCAGCAGCUCAAUUCCAAAGGAAAGGAGGUGUUUUUGUCAUUUAGAAACUGCUGAUUUGUGAACCUGUAAAUUUGACUUGGAUUCAGAUAUGCUUCAGAUUAGGAGUUGACUUGGUAAUUCAUAUCAAAUUGGGGCAUGCAAAGCUACUUACUGCAUAACUAGGAAAUACCAUGGACUGUGCACUUCUGAAGGCAAACAAUUUUGGCUUGUAUAACAACUGGUAUAUUAACUUAUGACACCUUAGGCGGGCAAGGAAUUACACCACUUCAAGUAAGGGAUUUCAAUUGUAAGAAAAUUUUGAGCUGUCACUCAUUAUAACAAUGAUUUCAGCCCUA
Messenger RNA from Stylophora pistillata, 1388 nucleotides. RefSeq lists its product as uncharacterized. The record is from RefSeq and is a predicted model, not a curated record. Lineage: Eukaryota; Metazoa; Cnidaria; Anthozoa; Scleractinia; Pocilloporidae.